CCACACUUUUCCAAACCAAACAACCCCUCUCUCUCUCUCUCUCUCUCUCUAGCGGCUUUUCCAUGGACUUCAAUCUGAAGCAAUGGAAAGAUCAGCAGCAUGAGUUAGAAGAAGAAGAACGACAACAAACAUCUUCUACGAAACUACCAAGACUUCUUCUUAACUCCCAUCCUCAGCAACCGCCUGGACCUGGUACUGCUGUCUCGUUACUUGUACCUAAUCCUACCGGCAUCUACUCUUCAGAUUCAACAACACCCUCUGCCAACAAACCUCCCUGGAUGGGAAGUUACUUCAGCUUGGCCCAGUGGCAAGAACUUGAACUGCAGGCAGUGAUCUUCAAACAUAUGAUAGCUGGUGCUGCCGUUCCGUCUGAGCUACUCCAUCAUGUCAACAAAAGCCUCAUCAACUCUUCUUCUCCUCCAUAUUACCAGUCUCAUCAUCAUUACUAUUCCCAUUAUCAGCCAGGUUUGCUGCAAUCAGGGUACUGGGGGAAAUGGGCCAUGGAUCGGGAGCCGGGCCGAUGCAGGAGGACUGACGGCAAGAAAUGGCGGUGCUCGAGGGAUGUAGUUGCCGGGCAGAAGUAUUGCGAGCGCCACGUCCACCGAGGCCGCAACCGUUCAAGAAAGCCUGUGGAAAUCCCCACGUCCACCACUACUCCUUACAGCGGCAAAGCAGGCAGCAAUGGUUGUCUAGAAGUCCUCAAGACCACUAACGCCGUUGCUAGGGCAGCAACAGGUGGUGGCGGCACCGUGCCUUUUUCUCUUUCCGGGCCUUCGCCUUCCAUGGAUCUUCUUCACUUUAAUCAAAGGCCUUCAGAAUCCAUAAUUGAGACAAAGGGUCCAUUUGAAGCCCAAGACAACGUUGAACCUGGUGGCCGAACCCUUCGUCGUUUCUUUGAUGAUUGGCCUAGAUCACUUCAAGAAACUGAUAAUGCCACCAGCUCUGCGGCUUCAGCCACCAACUUGUCGAUUUCAAUGGAGACGGGAAACCCGUCAUCAGAUUUCUCAUUGAAACUCAGUACUGGAUACGAUGGAGAUGACUCUGGACCGCAGGUUAUUAAUGGCCCGAGGGAUAGGCUUCAAUUGAAUUGGGCUGCACCAUGGGGGACUAAUCAGGUGGCUCCAAUGGGCGGACCCCUUGCUGAGGCACUAAGAUCAUCAACAUCCAAUUCAUCACCCACAAGUGUCCUGCAUCAAUUGCCGCCACGUGGUUCAGCUUUGGUGCCUGAAUAAUUUGAGUUAUGCUGGCAGCUGGAUGGAUUGGCCCUGUCUGUCC
Molecule: messenger RNA, 1275 nt
Organism: Olea europaea var. sylvestris
Lineage: Eukaryota; Viridiplantae; Streptophyta; Magnoliopsida; Lamiales; Oleaceae
Product: growth-regulating factor 3-like
Exons: 4
Coding region: 63-1232 (389 amino acids)
Biological process (GO): developmental process; DNA-templated transcription; regulation of DNA-templated transcription
Cellular component (GO): nucleus
Molecular function (GO): ATP binding
Source: RefSeq, a predicted model, not a curated record